This is a messenger RNA of Fundulus heteroclitus (mummichog), 1613 nucleotides long. RefSeq names its product methionine adenosyltransferase II, alpha-like (gene mat2al). Bases 323 to 1495 code for a protein of 390 amino acids. The record is from RefSeq and is a predicted model, not a curated record. Gene Ontology annotation, biological process: S-adenosylmethionine biosynthetic process. Gene Ontology annotation, molecular function: ATP binding; methionine adenosyltransferase activity. NCBI's taxonomy places the organism in Eukaryota, Metazoa, Chordata, Actinopteri, Cyprinodontiformes, Fundulidae. The transcript has 9 exons. Gene Ontology annotation, cellular component: cytosol; methionine adenosyltransferase complex.
GGACAUUCCUGGGAAGUAUUCAUCCAUCAGAGCGGCUUGCAGGGUCCGGAAAGGCCUUACAAACGUCCACUCAUUUGAUUUAUAGGAAUCUAUUUCAGUGGGAGCGCUGGAAAAAAAGUUGACCCCGUUUUUUUUUUUCAUCCGACUGGCUUCUAGCAGAACUAGCCGCCUGCCCCUUGCAGCGCUUCAACACCCAGUUAAUCAUUGCCUCUACGGUCAUACUACUUGGACUGUGCCGCUCUGCCACGUUCAGACUCCGUGAAAGGUGCUUUCUUCUCUUUCUUUCUCUCUCUCUCCUCCUGCAGAGGCCGACGAGCUGAAGAUGAACCCCAGCAGCGGGAGGCGCAGCGGGAAGACUUUCCUGUUCACGUCCGAGUCUGUGGGGGAAGGACACUCCGAUAAAAUGUGCGAUCAGAUCAGCGAUGCUGUACUUGAUGCAUACCUAAGUCAGGACCCGGACUCUAAAGUGGCCUGUGAGUGUGUGGCGAAGACUGGCAUGAUUUUACUGGUGGGAGAAGUGACGUCUAAAGCCGUGGUGGAUCUCCAGUCCGUGGUUCGGAAUACCAUCAAGAAGAUCGGCUACGACGACUCAUCCAAAGGUUUCGACUACAAGACCUGCAACGUGCUGGUGGCCCUGGAGCCGCAGGCCGAGGAGAUUUCAGAAUGUGUGUUUGAAGGAAGGGAUCAGGAGGACAUUGGUGCUGGGGACCAGGGCUUGAUGUUUGGAUACGCCACCGAUGAGACUGAGGAGUGCAUGCCUCUAACCCUGCUACUGGCUCACAAACUCAACCACAGGAUGAAGGAGCUCUCGCUUAAUGGAGAGUGUCCUUGGAUACUGCCAGACUCCAAGUCACAGGUCACGGUGGAGUAUCGAGACAGCUCUGGAGCUCUGGAGCCGCUGCGCGUCCACACCGUGGUCAUCUCGGUGCAGCACGGGCCUGACAUCACCCUGCAGGAGAUCAGGCACCAUCUGAUGGAGAAGGUGGUGAAGGUGGUUAUUCCUGCCAAGUACCUGGACGAUAAAACCAUCUACCAUCUGCUGCCGAGCGGCAAGUUUCUCUUGGGAGGCCCACAGGGCGACGCGGGACUCACCGGGCGCAAAAUCAUCGUCGACACCUACGGAGGGUGGGGCGGGCACGGAGGCGGAGCUUUCUCGGGAAAGGACUACUCCAAAGUGGACCGGUCGGGCGCGUACGCGGCACGUUGGGUCGCCAAGUCUCUGGUCAAAGCAGGACUGUGCAGGAGGGCUCUGGUCCAGAUCUCGUAUGCCAUCAGCGUGAGUCACCCGCUCUCCAUCACCGUGUUUCACUACGGCACGUCGGACAGGGACGAGGACGAGCUGCUGCAGAUAGUCCAGAAGAACUUCGACCUCCGGCCCGGGGUCAUUGUGAGAGAGCUGGGGCUGAAGAGGCCCAUUUACCAGGCCACCGCCUGCUACGGUCACUUCGGAAGAAAGGAGUUUCCAUGGGAACAACCAAAGAAACUUGUGUUUUAACUCAGCAGUUAUGGUCCGUUAUGCCCAAAAUCCUUCAGCAAAACCUUUUUGUAGUACUUUUUUUUAGUAUUGUUGAAGAAUUUCUUUAUUCAUGAAUAAAAUCGCAAAUUGAGCUCUA